AUGAACGAGUGGGCGCCCCCUAGGAGGCUGAAGGAGUCGCCGAGUGAGUCUCUGAACAUUUUGCCGGAAUAUCCCACAAACAUCACAAACACGUCUGUAAAUGGCACCCGGACAAUUCCAAUAAUAAAUACGACCAGCCAAAACUACAUCCCAAGAAUAGACUAUACGGCACUUCUGAACAGCGAAGUAUUGGAGGAAGUCCGGGAGAUGCUGGGCGCCUUUGAAGACGCAGAGUAG
This is a messenger RNA of Nematocida major, 237 nucleotides long. RefSeq lists its product as uncharacterized. The record is from RefSeq and is a predicted model, not a curated record. NCBI's taxonomy places the organism in Eukaryota, Fungi, Microsporidia. The coding region runs from base 1 to 237 and encodes 78 amino acids. The transcript has a single exon.